CCUUCGUUAUUGCAAGUGUUAGAACUAGAAAUUCCCAAUGGCAAGCCUCCCUCAACCAAAUUUAUCUACCUCCUCCCUCUCCACCUGCCCUAGCUCCUUUGCAUGCCCCUUCUAUCGACAGAGGCGUCGGGUCCCUCUUUCCUCCAAGAAAUCUCACGUCCAUCCCAGAAUCUCAUGCAAAGCAACAAGGAAUGAACAUGAGAAGCCCAUGCCCACCACGGAGGCCAUAGGAUCUUCAGGCAAGCUCGACCGCCGUGAUAUGCUCAUCGGCCUUGGUGGGCUCUAUGGAGCUGCCACCGGACUUGGAGUCAACCGCAAGGCCCUCGGACUCCCCAUUGAAGCCCCUGACGUCUCCAAAUGUGGCCCCGCUGACCUCCCGUCCGGCGCAACACCUACUGACUGCUGCCCACCAUCCACCUCCAAAAUCAUCGACUUCAAGCUCCCGCCACGCUCCGACCCCCUUCGCAUCCGCUCUGCUGCCCACUUAGUUGACUCAGAGUACUUGGCAAAGUAUGCCAAGGCCGUGGAGCUCAUGAAGGCCUUGCCGGCCGACGACCCACGUAACUUCACCCAACAGGCUAACGUCCACUGCGCCUACUGUGAUGGCUCCUACGACCAGAUCGGCUUCCCUGACAUCGAGCUCCAGGUCCACAAUUCCUGGAUCUUUUUCCCCUGGCACCGGUUCUACCUCUACUUCCAUGAGAAAAUACUCGGCAAGCUCAUUGGCGACGAGACCUUCGCGCUUCCCUUCUGGAAUUGGGAUGCACCCGCUGGCAUGCAAAUGCCUUCCAUCUAUACCGACCCUUCUUCGUCGCUGUAUAACAAGCUUCGUGACGCCAAGCACCAGCCACCGUACCUCAUCGACCUCGACUUCAAUGGGCAGGACCCAUCCUUCACCUACGACCAGCAAAUCGACUACAACUUAAAGAUAAUGUAUCGCCAAGUGAUCACUAAUGGGAAGACAGCACAACUGUUCAUGGGAUCCCCCUACCGCGCUGGGGACCAGCCAAAUCCUGGCGCAGGCUCGCUCGAGAACGUGCCGCACGGCACCGUCCAUGUAUGGACUGGUGAUAGGAACCAGCCAAAUGGAGAGGACAUGGGCACGCUUUACUCAGCUGCUCGUGAUGCCAUCUUCUAUGCCCACCACUCCAACGUCGAUCGCAUGUGGAAUGUGUGGAAGAUGCUCGGUGGAAAGCACAAGGACUUCGAAGACAAGGACUGGCUAAAUUCCUCCUUUCUCUUCUACGACGAGAACGCCGACCUAGUUCGAGUCAAAGUUAAAAAUUGUCUGGAUACUCAGGGGCUCCGCUACACCUACCAAGAUGUCGAGAUCCCUUGGCUGAAAACUCGACCCACUCCCAAGGGUACUGCGGCAGCGAAGAAGGGGGCAAGAUCACUACGAGCGGUCACAGAGGCGACGUUCCCGGUGACCUUGGACUCGUCAGUGAGUGCGACGGUGAGGCGGCCCAAGGUGUCGAGGAGCAGGAAGGAGAAAGAGGACGAGGAGGAGGUCCUGGUGGUCGAGGGGAUCGAGUUCGACCGCGACAUGUUCAUCAAGUUCGCCGUGUACAUUAACACGCCGGAGGAGGACGGGGUUGACCCCGGGUCAACUGAGUUUGCCGGGAGCUUCGUCAACGUGCCUCACAAAAACAGUCACAGCAAGAAGGAGAAGAAGGUGAGGACGGCGCUGCGGCUGGGGAUAACGGACUUGCUGGAGGACCUUGGGGCCGAGGCAGACGAUAGUGUGCUCGUCACGCUGGUUCCGAGGAAGGGAAAGGUGAAGGUGGGUGGGCUCCGGCUUGAGUUCUUGAAAUGAAGAUACCAGUCAACAAGUUGAUAGGCUUUGGCUGCUGCUGUAUGACUAUUAGUAAAUAAAAGCGGUAACCAAGAUUCCGGUUCAAAGGAUUAGAGUUAUACUUGGAUAAUGCUGGUGGUGUUUGGGUGGUCGAGAUUUCUGUUGUCAACGUCUCGACGAAGAAAGAAAAAUAAUGUUUUGAUACUUAUUUAUUUAUUUAUUUUGAUAGAAUCGUGAUAGUUCUGCU
Molecule: messenger RNA, 2042 nt
Organism: Elaeis guineensis (African oil palm)
Lineage: Eukaryota; Viridiplantae; Streptophyta; Magnoliopsida; Arecales; Arecaceae
Product: polyphenol oxidase, chloroplastic
Biological process (GO): pigment biosynthetic process
Molecular function (GO): catechol oxidase activity
Source: RefSeq, a predicted model, not a curated record